CUCUUGCUCUUUUACCAAAAAUCCCCUGAGGCCGUUUCUUGUAAUCUUCUCUGCCUGCUGAUCUGUUGUACAUGUUGCGGGAGCUAGCAGACAGGUGGGCCCGCAAGAGAUACCUUGGUUGAAGUGUGCUGUGAGCAAGUGUAACUGGGAAGAGCAACCGAUUAUCCGCUUGAGUGAACGUUUGCAGUUUUCGUUCAAACGUCCCAAGCGUCGAUUGGCUCUUUGAACCUGUGUCAUUGGAGUGGAAAGAUACCCCAAGAUGCACGUCAAGGAGAAGCUGGCCCAUUCGGAGGCCUCCGGGCGCCCGAGUAUUUCGUUUGAGUUUUUCCCACCCAAGACCGCGCAAGGUGUGCAAAAUCUUUACGAUCGUAUGGAUCGCAUGCACGGACUUGGUCCUGCUUUCAUAGAUAUAACGUGGGGUGCUGGAGGUCGACUGUCGGAUUUAACAUGCGAAAUGGUCAACGUCGCCCAGUCGGUCUACGGCCUUGAAACAUGUAUGCACCUUACCUGCACCGACAUGCCGCGAGAAAAAGUUGAUUGGGCCCUACAGUGUGCCCAUAAGGCCGGCUGUACCAACAUCUUAGCGCUCCGUGGCGAUCCUCCCCGAGAAAAAGAAUCAUGGGCUCCCACAGAAGGUGGGUUCCGGUAUGCAAAGGAUCUCGUCAAGUACAUUCGGGAGAAAUAUGGCAACCACUUUGACAUCGGAGUCGCGGGCUAUCCGGAGGGUUGCGAGGAUGAAGAAGACCCGGAGACUUUGAUGAAGCAUCUGAAGGAGAAAGUCGAUGCUGGCGGAACGUUCAUAAUUACUCAGAUGUUCUACGACGUUGAUAUCUUCCUUGACUGGGUGAAAAGGUGUCGUGAAAACGGAAUUCAAGUUCCAAUCCUUCCUGGGAUCAUGCCUAUAUCUACUUAUGCCUCCUUCUUGAGAAGGUCGAACUGGGUGAAGUGUAAGGUCCCGGAAUCAUGGAUGGAGGCCUUGGAACCUGUCAAGAACGACGACGCCGCUGUGAAGCAAAUCGGCAAAAAGCUCGUCGCUAAUAUGUGCCAGAAGAUUCUUGACUCGGGGAUUCGCCAUUUGCACUUUUACACUAUGAAUCUGGCUCAAGCUACGAAAAUGGUUCUUGAGGAGCUUAAGUUGAUCCCAUCGUAUGAGACUCCUCUUCAAAAGCCUCUGCCAUGGCGACAAUCCCUCGGUCUUGGACGAAGAGACGAAGACGUUCGCCCAAUCUUCUGGAGACACAGGCAUCAGUCAUACGUUGCUCGUACACAGACUUGGGAUGAAUUCCCCAACGGUCGCUGGACUGAUUCUCGCUCUCCUGCCUUCGGUGAACUCGAUGUCUACGGCAUAGGCCUCAAGGGUACUAACGAGCAGAACAUUAAACUCUGGGGAGAACCAAAGUCCAUCAAAGACCUAUCGGCAAUCUUUAUACGAUUCCUUGAGGGUGGCCUCGACAGACUUCCCUGGAGCGAGAGUCCUAUAACAGAGGAAACCGACGACAUCAAACAAGACCUGAUUGAUUUAAACAAUCGAGGGUUCCUGACCAUUAACUCUCAGCCAGCUGUUAAUGGCAUGUCCUCUUCCCACCCGGUCUACGGAUGGGGACCGAAAAACGGUUACGUAUAUCAGAAAGCAUACCUCGAACUGCUCAUACCUCCAGAAGUGAUCGGGGAAGUAAUCCGUCGCAUUGAGAAGAACCCCGAUCUUACGUACUACGCUAUUAACAAAAAUGGCGAAUUGAAAACUAACACCAGCGAUAGUCCCAAUGCAGUGACUUGGGGUAUUUUCGCAUCUAAAGAGGUUAUUCAACCCACGAUUGUUGAAACAGUCAGCUUUUUGGCAUGGAAAGACGAGGCAUUUCGAUUGGGAGAUGAUUGGGCAAAAUGCCACGACGCUCGUAGCCCCAGCAGGCAGCUUAUCCAACGUGUCAUGGAUGAGUGGUACCUUGUUAACAUCGUCAACAAUGAUUUCCACAAAACACACGACAUCUUCGAUCUCUUCAAUGAUAUCGUGGUGAAGGAUCUUGAUGUGGAAGCUACCGGCAUCGAGGAACCAACCUCGCAACCAGCCAACACCAAUCCAGAGCGGCAGAAUGGCGAUGCUGCUCAGACCAAAGACAUCUCAGUCGCUACCAAUGGAACCUCAAACUGAUUUUUGGACUUACGAUCGAGUCCCGCGGCGUUCUGUAUUACCCCUUCACCCCAUUCCAAAUCCUCUGGGUCAACGAACCUUCGAUGCCCACAACCACCAUUCUUCUCACAUAUUCCACGAGUACAGAAACACAAAAAAACAAGAUACACACUUAACAAUGGCAUGGUGUUCAAGGGGUUUCUCUCAUUCUCGAAACCGAACCAAGGGCAGUGUUCUCAAAACAAGGAGAAAGUUGGCAAAAAAACUGAUUCUACAUACAACCCCGGAGAUGAAAACAACAGGAAGGCCGGUCAUGAAAUUUUCAACACUUCAAUUUAAUUUUCAACAAAAUAAGACCGUGAUAACUUAAUUCUAAAAGGGGGGAGGCCUUUUUUUUCUCUUUUAACAUAUUAAAAUGAAUAGAUGGAUAUACCUUUGGGGGGGCGGGUGAUGACAAAAUGAAAUCUUCAACACGAUUAUUGACUGAGCAUUGGCGAUCUGGAACGACUUUUGGGCAUUGACCUUGUUUUCCCCUUUCUAAUAGACUUUCUACGUUUUCUUUUUUCUUAAUGUUUUUCCUUCUCGGCUGCUGUCAUGACCUUUUUCUUUUUUUCCUUUUUUCUACUUCGGAUACUGUGAUUUCCUUGUUCUUGUAACUACAGGGCAUCUCUUCGAUCCAAGCUUCAACAAUUGCUUUUGAAGAGAAAGGACAAAUCUAGCA
Molecule: messenger RNA, 2849 nt
Organism: Coccidioides posadasii C735 delta SOWgp
Lineage: Eukaryota; Fungi; Ascomycota; Eurotiomycetes; Onygenales; Onygenaceae
Biological process (GO): tetrahydrofolate interconversion
Cellular component (GO): cytosol
Molecular function (GO): methylenetetrahydrofolate reductase [NAD(P)H] activity; FAD binding
Source: RefSeq, a predicted model, not a curated record